Clupea harengus (Atlantic herring) is the source of this 1217-nucleotide messenger RNA. It is a transcript of the gene anxa13l, whose product is annotated as annexin A13, like. Gene Ontology annotation, cellular component: nucleus; cytoplasm; plasma membrane. The record is from RefSeq and is a predicted model, not a curated record. NCBI's taxonomy places the organism in Eukaryota, Metazoa, Chordata, Actinopteri, Clupeiformes, Clupeidae. Gene Ontology annotation, molecular function: calcium ion binding; phosphatidylserine binding; calcium-dependent phospholipid binding.
CUCCACCUCUAAUUAGCUUGCAUGACGUCAGCGAUGCGGUGGCGGAGAGGACCAGCCGGGGUUUUACAGGCCUGUCAGAAUCUGGGAGCAGACAGAGAGACUGACAUCAGACGGAGAGAGACUUCCUGACAACGCUGUUGAAAAUGGGAAACGUUCAACCUACCAUUGUUCCUUAUGCAGACUUUGAUGUGACGUCUGAUAUCAAAGCUAUACGAAAAGCCUGCAAAGGCUUGGGGACCGAUGAAGAGGCCAUCAUCUCCAUCUUGGCCAACCGCUCUGCGGCCCAGAGGGUGGAAAUAAAGCAAGCUUAUUUUGAAAAAUAUGAUGACCUGGAGGAGGUUCUGAAGAGCGAGCUGACGGGCAGCUUUGAGAAGGCCAUCGUCGCCAUGCUGCACCCUCCGCACAUCUACGCCGCCAAGGAGCUCCGCCGCGCAAUGAAGGGAGCGGGCACCGACGAGGACGUGCUGGUGGAGAUCCUGUGCACCAGCACCAACCAGGAUAUCAAAAACCUGAAAGAUGCCUAUGCCCAAGUAAACGAGCGUGACUUAGAGGCUGAUAUUGAGGAUGACACGAGUGGAGAUGUGAGGAACUUGCUGACCUCUCUGCUUGAGGCAAUCAGGGAUGAAAACUUCGAGGUGGAUGAGGCCUUAGCUGAGCAAGAUGCAACAGCAUUAAUCGAGGCUGGAGAGGCUCGGUUUGGUACUGAUGAGUCCACCUUCACCCACAUCCUCACACACAGGAACUACCUGCAGCUCCAGGCCACAUUCAAGUUCUAUGAAUCACUCUCUGGCACUGAAAUCCUGGACUCCAUAGAGGAUGAGGCCACGGGGACCUUAAAGGACUGCUACAUCACCCUGGUGCGCUGUGCCAAAAACCCCCAGCUAUACUUCGCUCGCCGACUGAACGCCGCCAUGAAAGGAUCUGGCACAGACGAGGACACACUCAUCCGCAUCGUCGUGAGCCGCUCCGAGAUUGAUCUGGAGACCAUCAAAGAGAUGUACCUGGAGAAGUACGACGUGACCCUGAAGGAGGCUUUGAGCUCAGACUGUGGCGGCGACUUCAAGCGUCUGCUGCUGGAUAUCAUCCACUAAGAGAGGCAGCCUCACAGACCACUAGGCUGCUACGCCAGCUGUCCUCUCCUCAGCUCCAGCCAACAGAGCUCAGCCAGCACCCUCCCUCUCUCUCUCUCUCGCUCUCUCUCUCCCACCCCCUCACUC